AUGGCGGUCCUCGAGUUCGUGCUGCUAUCCGCGCCGCUUGUCUUCGCUCAACGCCGCCGCCGUCAGCUCAACGACGACGCGCCAGCGCUGAGCACGGGCGUCGUCGUUGGUCUAUCUGUCGCAGGAACGGCGCUCCUUGCGGCGAUAGGCUUUUGCUGGUUUGCGCGCUAUCGCCGGCGGCAAGAAACCGCGUUCAAGGAGGACCUCAUCAUCACGGCGCAGCAGCGUCUCCACUCGGCGCGCCGCCUACCGACGCAAGCGGGCGAGAGUCUAAACCACAGCGGCAGUGCGCUCGCGACCAUGAGCAGUGCGACGCUCGACUAUGGCGACUUGGACCUUCUCCGCAUCGCGGCAGCGGACGUUGUGACGACGCGCAAAAUGGCGUCCGGGGCGUACGGCGAGAUCUUCUUCGGCGAGUACGACGGCAAGCCC
Saprolegnia parasitica CBS 223.65 is the source of this 432-nucleotide messenger RNA. RefSeq lists its product as hypothetical. NCBI's taxonomy places the organism in Eukaryota, Oomycota, Saprolegniomycetes, Saprolegniales, Saprolegniaceae. The annotation marks the transcript as partial. The record is from RefSeq and is a predicted model, not a curated record. The transcript has a single exon.